Messenger RNA from Halteromyces radiatus, 1378 nucleotides. Its product is annotated as pyridoxal phosphate-dependent transferase. Lineage: Eukaryota; Fungi; Mucoromycota; Mucoromycetes; Mucorales; Cunninghamellaceae. The transcript has 4 exons. The record is from RefSeq and is a predicted model, not a curated record. Bases 47 to 1279 code for a protein of 410 amino acids.
CAUUCUUUUCUUUUCUUUUCUUUUUUCACUUCGUUUUAUUUACAAUAUGGUCUCUAACACCUUUGGUCGUUCCUUACGCAAAGAUUUUUUACUCGAUCCUAAUUAUACACCUUUGAAUCAUGGUUCCUACGGUUGUUAUCCUCGUGUUGUGCAAAAAGUCCUUCGUGAACAUCAAGAAAAGGUUGAACUGUUUCCUGAUCGUCGGUUACGUUACGAUAUGUAUCCAGAAUUGCGAAAGUCUCGUGAACUUUUAGCAACAUUACUUCAUUGCAAUGCUGAUGACAUUGUCUUUUCUCAAAACGCUUCUACCGCCGCUAACGUUAUCUUCCGUAGUUUUCCUUUUGAAGAAGGUGACAAAAUUUUAUAUUUUGGAACUGCUUAUGCAAACGUACGUAGUACUUUGGAAUUUAUUCGCGAUCAUCAAAAGGUAGAACUGGUGAAAAUCGAUUUGAAAUACCCUUUGAAUGAUGCCUGCAUUAUUGAUCUUGUGAAUGAAACUCUUGCCAAUGAAAAAUCAAAAUCUGGUAAACCUUUCCGUAUGGCCGUAUUUGAUGUAAUAUCUUCUUUGCCUGGUGUCCUUUUUCCAUACGAAGCUAUCAAUCGAAUUUGUCAAGAAAAUGGUAUUCUCACGGUGCUAGAUGGGGCUCAUUCAGUGGGUCAUAUUCCUAUCGACUUGGAAAAAAUCAAUCCUGAUUUCUUCUUUACCAAUUGUCACAAGUGGCUUUUUGUUCCUCGUGGUUUCGCUAUUCUUUAUGUUCCCAAAAGAAAUCAAGGCUCCCUUCAUCCCAACACUAUUAAUGUUGCUUACAAAACCCAUUCAUCAUUGGAUGAUAACUCCUCAUUUGAACAAGAAUUCUGUUCUCCUGGUACUAUCGACCAUUCCCAAUACUUUUGUGUUGAACCAGCAUUGAAAUACCGAGAAUCAUUGGGUGGAGAGGAAGCAAUUAUGCAAUAUAUUCAUGAUUUGGCAAUUCGUGGCGGUGCUCUAGUGGCUGAUAUCUUGGGAACACAAGUGAUGGAAAACGAUGAUCAAACUUUGACUGUUGCCAUGGCGAACGUAGAACUACCUAUUAAGGAGGAUAUCAACUUGUCAGAUACUGAAAUUAGCUCUACUAUUGUCAAGAAACUCAUAUAUGAACAUAACACUAUGGCUACUCCUUAUAAAAACAACGGAAAAUGGUGGAUACGAUUAUGUGCUCAAGUUUAUUUAGAAUUGGAUGACUUUAAGAAAGGUGGUGAAGCCAUAUUGCAAAUAUGUCAAGAACUCAAUAAUCUCUAAUCUAGAUACUCCAAUGAUAGUUUAGCUAUGUUAUUUAUUAUUUAAAUAUUAAAUAAAGAAUGGAUUAUAUAUUGAGAUAUCAUUAUCUUAGGAAUCGGA